This is a messenger RNA of Herpailurus yagouaroundi (jaguarundi), 5495 nucleotides long. RefSeq names its product KN motif and ankyrin repeat domains 4 (gene KANK4). The transcript has 11 exons. Gene Ontology annotation, cellular component: cytoplasm; cytoskeleton. Lineage: Eukaryota; Metazoa; Chordata; Mammalia; Carnivora; Felidae. The coding region runs from base 612 to 3653 and encodes 1013 amino acids. The record is from RefSeq and is a predicted model, not a curated record. Gene Ontology annotation, molecular function: protein binding. Gene Ontology annotation, biological process: negative regulation of actin filament polymerization.
UGUUGGCAGCCGGCGACGCCGGCCGCGCCUGGCCAGUCCCGCAUCGGCCGCGGUGGGUGUGCCCCACUGGGUGUGCGCCCCGGGCCCAGGCCCAGCCCGCCGGCGAGAGGGCGCCCGAGGGUGUGCGCGCCCUGGGCGACCAGAGUGCGCCAGCCCGGGGGUGCGCGCCCCGGACCGGGACUGUGCACCCGGAGGCUGCGUGCGCCCCGAAGCCUGCGUGCGCCCCGAAGCCGGGGUGUGCGCCGGCCGGCCCCAGGCACAGCCGGCCGCCUCCCUCCGGACUUCUGCGGCUCGCCAAGGUCCAGUAGUGGUGCUGGAUUUGGAGAGCGUGGAGCCCCUGAGCCUGAGCCUCACACCUGCCUCUGCUCCAAAGAGCUGUGGCUGCAGUGGGCUGGCUGAGACUCUUCACAGCACCUGCCUGGGACACUCUGAGACCGUCCUCCUCCACAGCUGCCUUCUCCCGGGCUCCUGAGCCUGCCCUUCUGAACUCACUGGUCCGUGCCGCAGUUAGAAGCCCUGCCCGGAGCUGGAUCCUUAUAGACUCUCCAACGAGUUUUACAGACUUCCUGGAUGAAGAGUGCCUGAGAGACUGACAGUCUGCGUUCCCUAAGAUGGAGAAGACAGAUGCCAAAGACCAGUCCUCUCAGGGAGAGGAAGAGAAAGACCCUCCAAAGAGCCACCCCUACUCUGUGGAGACCCCAUAUGGCUUUCAUUUAGACCUGGACUUCCUCAAGUACGUGGAUGACAUUGAGAAGGGAAACACCAUCAAAAGGAUUCCUAUCCACAGAAGGGCCAAGCAGGCCAAGUUUAGCACUUUGCCCCGAAACUUCAGCCUUCCUGACAGCAGGGCUCGCCCCCAUGCUGCUCUUCCCCACCAAAACUGGUCCCCAGUGGUGCCAAGGAAGGUGCCGCUGGGGACAGAGGAGCGAGCCCAGUCGUUGCCACCUGGUGAACAUGUGCAAGCCUCCACCAGCGGGAGUGACGUGAGCUACCACAGGAAGGCCCUGCUGGCGGAGACAGCCAGACAUUUGGAGGCUGCAGCCCCCAGGGAGGCUGAGCUGGCCUCCGGGAGUGGACGGCCCCAGCUCUUGAGGGCAUCCAGCAUGCCAGCCACACUGCUGCAAAACAGGGCCUCUGAGGACCCAAGCCUAAACUCAGGUCCCCCCACACCUCCUGCCCUCCCUCCCCUUCAGGGUGAAGGCAAUGUCUGUGAUGGCACCUUUGGCCCUGCAGAUGGAUUUGCGGGCUUUCAAAACUCCACCCCACGAGCAACAACUCAACCCAAAGUCAGAGAGUUUGGGGACCUGGUGCCAGGGAUUCCAGAGCUGGUCCAGGAAGGCGCUGAGCCUCCAGAGGAUGCAGAUGAUGAGGAGGCUCCAAAUCACCUCUCUUUCCCAAGUCCUCCCUUCUCAUCCCAGGAUGCACUGAUAGUUCUCGAGGAUGAAGAAGAUGAACACAAAACCCCAGAAGCAGAGGUAGUGGUCACCCCUGGCUCCCCAACACCAAGUCCCCCACCUCUGCCAUCACCCAUCCCUGAGAACGAGUUCCCCCUAGAAGAAAUAGAGCUCAACAUCAGCGAGAUCCCACCCCCACCACCUGUGGAGAUAGACGUGAGAAGCAUUGGCGUCCGGGUCACGGAGGAAAGCCUGGGCCUCCCCACGAUGGAUCCCGUCAGCAUCUCCAGCCUGAAGCAACAGCUGUCUGCCCUUGAGGGUGAGCUAUCUGGAAGAACUGAGGAACUGGCCCAGGUCAGAGCUGCCCUCCAGCAGCAGGAGGAGGAAAUCAAGGCUAGAGGGCAGAGGAUUCAAGAACUAGAGUGCACGGUAGCUCAACUGGCAGAUAAGCUUAGCCAUGAGAACGCCAAAGAUGCUCAGGGCCAGACUGACGCCGUGGUCAACACUGACCCCCUCCAUGGACUCUUGACCAGGGAGUUGUGUGACAAGAGCAUUGAGGUCAACCUUCUGGGCAGCACAGAAUCUGAAAGCUGGAGGGCUGGAGGAGAGGAGAAUGGGCUCUUAUGGGGGCAGGACAGCCACAAACCGGGGGAUUGGAGCCCAGCAGAAUUCAUGCCACCAUCUCAGCUCUCACUGCCACAAGGACCCGAGAUGGUCCUCACGCCCUCUUUACAUAGCUGCCUCUCCACUGAGCUGAGGAUCGAAGAAACAGGCUCUGAGCUUGAGGGGGACCCUCAGGUGGGAACCAAGGGUCUGGGCAAGGGACCAGGAGGCUCUCCAUGGAGCAGUGAUAGAAAGACUCCUCCGGCAGGGAGGGAGGAGGCCAGUUCAGAGCUGCCAGGGAAGGAGCGCCCAGGGAGGCCAUCAAGUUCACCAACAGAUGCCACUAUUGGGCAAUAUGUUAAGAAGAUCCAGGAACUCCUGCAGGAGCAAUGGAGCUGCCUGGAGCACGGGUACCCGGAGCUGGCCAGUGCCAUCAAGCAGCCUGCCUCCAAGCUCAGCAGCAUCCAGAGCCAGCUACUCAGCUCCCUCAACCUGCUGCUGUCUGCCUACUUGGCCCACGCUCCACCCCAGAAGGAGCCCCCGGCCCCUGCCUCCUCUCCGCUGAUGGAGAUCUCCCCGUCGACCAGCCUUAAGUCCAUAAUGAAAAAGAAAGACUAUGGCUUCCGUGCAGGAGGUAAUGGGACCAAAAAGAACCUUCAGUUUGUUGGGGUUAACGGUGGCUAUGAGACCACCUCAAGCGAGGAGACCAGCGGUGAGGACAGCUCCCCGGAAGACUUGUCUGACAGCGAGGCUGAGAAGAAAUGUGAUGGCACAGAACACAAGCGGGGCAAGGAGGCCCACCCCGGCUGCAAGGCCGGGCAGGGCAUCCCAGAGGGCACCAGCACCUCAGGCCAGGACGGUGGGCCUCCUGAAGACCUCCCCCAUCCCAAGGCUGAGAGAUAUAAGCCUUCAGAAGAAUUCCUCAGUGCAUGCCGGGCAUUGAGCCAACAUCUGCCAGAAAGUGGGGCCACCACCGACCAACUCUUGAGGCAGAGCUUGAACACCAUCAGUCAAGAGUGGUUCCGCAUCUCCAGCCGGAAGUCGUCUAGCCCUGCUGUGGUGGCGGCCUACCUCCGUGGGGUCCAGCCCCACUCCCCACACUUCCUGAAGCUGCUUGUGAACAUGGCAGAUGGCAACGGGAACACGGCUCUUCACUAUAGCGUGUCUCACUCCAACUUCUCUGUGGUGAAGCUGCUGCUGGAGACAGGUGUCUGCAAUGUUGACCAUCAGAACAAAGCCGGCUACACUGCCGUGAUGAUCACUCCCUUGGCUUCUGCAGAGACCGACGAAGACAUGGCUGUCGUCUGGAAGCUCUUAAGAGAAGGAAAUGUGAACAUCCAAGCUACUCAGGGAGGCCAGACUGCCCUGAUGCUGGGAGUCAGCCAUGACAGGGAGGACAUGGUCCAGGCACUGCUCAACUGCCAGGCAGAUGUCAACCUGCAGGACCACGAGGGAUCGUCAGCCCUCAUGCUGGCCUGUCACCACGGCAACGUCGACAUGGUGCGGCUGCUCCUGGCACACCCGGCCUGUGACAGCAGCCUGACCGACAAGGCUGGCCGAACAGCUCUGUCCAUCGUUCUGAAAUCACCCGCCCAUGUGGAAAUUGCAGGGCUUCUGCGGGCCCACGCAGAGCAGGGCAGGUCCCUGGGGCCGUAGGGGCUACAGAAGAAUUGGCAGCUGGGAACAAAAGACUCCUUCUCUGGACUCCUUCUUAGCCCUUGGAGAGGGCAUGGGUCAAAGCCAGAGGGCCGCCCUUCAAGAGAAGAAACUAUGUCAAAUAUGCACAUACAUUCCUGUUAUAUAAUUCUGCUCAUUAGAACGCUUUGUAGUUUUUGCCUUAGGCCAAGCCCCAAAACUACGCAGGCUGCAGAGCAGGGUAUAAGGUGCAGGGUGCAUUGGUGUUGUCUAAAAAUCCCCAACAUCUUCAGCCUUGAAUUCCUCGUGACUCUAUCCUUUGUAGCACCAUGUAGCGAGCAGACAGGCAGGAGCACAUUAGCAAAGCAAUACUUUUUACAUGGAAUUUUAAAGUGCACCAUCUUUUUUGUUUUUUAAUCAGUUACAUGAAUAUGUCUCAUUGAAUAUGCAUGUCUAGAAAGGAUUGGGCGGGGAGGGGAGGGGGGGCUUGGGGGGAGGUGGAUUUAAGCAGCCACCCUGGCAAUCAUUCUCUAGAGGACCCUAGGAGAAUCACCAUACUGACAGCUGAAACUGAACAAACCCCAUCUGGGGCCUUUGUUUGGCUAGGGUUGAUAGAGAAAUCUUAAAUUCAGGCAAAGUAGAAAGAGCAUAUUGGUAUCAAUGCCAGGUAUACAGUCUUGACCAUUUCUGAGUCAUUAAGUGGCCCCAAUUUGCGCCAGGGAAAUUGGAAUUAAUUAGGAAAUCCAAUCCAGUGAAGCACACCACAUGUAUUUAGGCAGAGUCUAGUUACAUCAGCUAUUCUGAAUCUAUGAAAGAAACAAAUAGGAAUGAGCAUCCUCCUGGGGACAGGCUGUUGUCAUCUAGAAGCCACCACAUUACCUCUAGAGCCAUAUCCAUGGCCUCAUGGGAGUCCUGGCUCCUUUCCCCUCAUAGACCUUGAGUGAACUCUGAGCCCUCACGAGGCGCUGAGGUUUCUGAGGCUCCUGGUUGCAAAACCUGUCACUUUGGACUGCAGCAGGAAUGUGGGAGCUGAGCAGGGCAUGGCCCUCUCUGGGCUCACUCCUCUCUCCACUAGACAGACAGUUUUCUCUUAAACUUCCAUAAUCCCAGGGGCCCAUAUGUGCAUGGCUUCUAUUCAGUAACUCACACAAAGUUAUCUAUGAAUUUGUUCUUAAAGUCUCCUAUGCAAAAAAAAAAAAAAAAAAUCCUCUUUAUAUAAACAGAAAAGACAUCGAAGUUUGGUGAGCCUCACAUUGGAAUAUCAAAACCUCUAGUUCUCAUUUUGACUCAUAUGUCAAUUUGCUUGGUGUCCCUUGGGAGAGUCAUGAAACCUCCUUGAACCCUGGUUUCAUCAUCUCCCAAAAAGGAAAUUAUCAUACAACCUAUCUCCUGGGGGUGUCAUACAAGGAACAGCUGAUGGAAGUUUGGGAAUCAAAUUUGUAACCCAUACUGACUGUCUACAGAAAUGGCGCAGCAAACUUUUAUACGCUGUUGGGAUUCAUGAGCAUCUCAAAGUCCCAGAGCAGGACACUGAUGUGUGACAGUGUUGCUCAGAGGUAGAGAGAAUGGAGCAAAUAAUGAGCUAAAAAUACUUUAAGUGGGUUUACGUUGACCUGAAAGCACAUUUUAAGGGCAAAAACCCACCUUAAAAAAAUGUUCCAGCCCAGUGCUUCUCAAACUUUGAUAUGCAUACAAUCACCUGCAGGUCUUGUUAGAAUGAAGUAGGUCUGAGGGGAAGGGAGCUGAGAGUAUACAUUUCUAACCAUUCUCAGGGGAUGCUGAUGUUCCUGGGCCACACCACACUUGGAGUAUCAAGGCUCCGGCCUGGCCUGACUGUUUAUAUAUUAAAAUGCUGCCCCUCAA